UACUGGAAAAAUCCUCUUGGCUUUCAGACAGAAAUCGGAGGAGGUCCUCCAAUUUUUAUCGUUUCCUACCUUUCUAUUUUGUUUACGAACACUUCCCGAGCUUAACUUCCUCGAAAAAUCACAGGUAACCAAAACUGGGAACAGGCAUUAGAAUGCUGCAGGAAACCCUAGAAUUCCCGUUUCACAAAUAUUCCGUCCUAUUGAACACAUUGAAAACCAGAUCCGUCUCUGCGUCCCCGAUCUGAUCUCCGAUCUCCUUGAACCUUAGAAAUGGCAGGCGCCGUCUCGGCGCUUUUCUUUCUGGACAUCAAAGGCCGUGUUUUGGUGUGGCGCGACUACAGAGGUGACGUCUCAGCAAUACAAGCAGAGCGUUUCUUCACGAAGCUUAUUGAGAAAGAGGGUGAUCCGGAGUCCCAAGAUCCAGUAGUGUAUGACAAUGGCGUCACCUAUAUGUUCAUACAGCACAACAAUGUUUACUUGAUGACUGCGUCAAGGCAGAAUAGCAAUGCUGCCAGUCUUCUUCUUUUUCUACACCGUGUAGUUGACGUUUUUAAGCAUUAUUUUGAGGAGUUAGAAGAGGAAUCACUGAGAGAUAACUUUGUGGUUGUGUAUGAGUUACUUGAUGAAAUGAUGGAUUUUGGUUACCCUCAAUAUACGGAAGCAAAGAUUCUUAGUGAGUUUAUCAAGACGGAUGCAUACAGGAUGGAGGUUACUCAACGACCUCCUAUGGCUGUAACAAAUGCAGUGUCUUGGCGCAGUGAAGGGAUACGAUACAAGAAGAAUGAAGUGUUCCUGGAUGUUGUGGAAAGUGUUAAUAUACUUGUCAACAGCAAUGGGCAAAUAAUUCGUUCAGAUGUUGUUGGGGCAUUGAAGAUGAGAACAUAUUUGAGUGGAAUGCCUGAAUGUAAGCUUGGCCUAAAUGACAGAGUGCUACUGGAAGCUCAAGGCAGAACAACAAAGGGGAAAGCAAUUGAUCUGGAUGAUAUCAAAUUUCACCAGUGUGUGCGUUUGGCCCGAUUUGAAAAUGACAGGACAAUAUCUUUCAUACCCCCUGAUGGAUCUUUUGAUCUGAUGACAUAUAGACUCAAUACUCAGGUAAAGCCUCUGAUCUGGGUGGAAGCUCAAGUAGAGAGGCAUUCAAGAAGCCGUAUUGAAUUCAUGGUAAAAGCACGGAGCCAGUUCAAGGAGCGUAGCACUGCAACAAAUGUUGAAAUUGAGUUACCUGUGCCAUCAGAUGCUACCAAUCCUAAUAUACGAACUUCCAUGGGAUCUGCUUCGUAUGCACCUGAAAAUGAUGCAUUGAUAUGGAAAAUAAAAUCCUUUCCUGGUGGCAAGGAGUACAUGUUAAGAGCCGAAUUUAGUCUUCCCAGUAUAACUGCUGAAGAAGCAGCUCCAGAGAGAAAAGCUCCUAUCCGUGUGAAGUUUGAGAUACCAUAUUUUACCGUUUCAGGAAUACAGGUUCGUUAUCUGAAGAUCAUUGAGAAAAGUGGAUACCAGGCUCUUCCAUGGGUGAGAUACAUAACAAUGGCUGGCGAGUAUGAGUUGAGACUUGUCUAAAAUCCCGCUUCAACUGCUACUGCUGCCAACCAUGUAAUAUAUCUAGUGGAAAAACUGCAGCCGGCGAUUUCGAGGAGCUUAGUGCGAAGUUAUUGUUCUUUCUAAAGCCCGUGGUGGGUUUAGCAAAAGUUUAUCUAUACUUAGUCUCAUACCUUCUCGUCUGUUUUUGUGUUACAGUGGUUUGUAAGGGUGUAAUGGCCAGUUGGCCACCCAAGAAUGUUUUUAUCUGUCCAUUUUUGUGAGAAUUAAGAAUCAUUUAUUGGAAUUAGUUGACGGAGCAUGCUUUGUCAAUGUAGGGCGUCUUCCCAAGGUUCGUGUUAAGACUCAAUUUCCUUUUCCUUUCUGGGUAGGGAGGGGAAGCUCGAAGAUAAUAAUAACUUUCUUCUACUUGAUUUUUUCAAAGGCCGGGAAGGGAAAUUUUGUAAGUUCUAAGGCUCUGCCUAUCACGCUGUAUUUAAUAUGAAAUUUACAAUUCUGAAC
Nelumbo nucifera (sacred lotus) is the source of this 2037-nucleotide messenger RNA. Its product is annotated as AP-1 complex subunit mu-2-like. The record is from RefSeq and is a predicted model, not a curated record. Lineage: Eukaryota; Viridiplantae; Streptophyta; Magnoliopsida; Proteales; Nelumbonaceae. Gene Ontology annotation, cellular component: clathrin adaptor complex. Gene Ontology annotation, biological process: intracellular protein transport; vesicle-mediated transport.